Molecule: messenger RNA, 1146 nt
Organism: Vicia villosa (hairy vetch)
Lineage: Eukaryota; Viridiplantae; Streptophyta; Magnoliopsida; Fabales; Fabaceae
Product: B3 domain-containing protein At5g18000-like
Exons: 3
Coding region: 151-972 (273 amino acids)
Molecular function (GO): DNA binding
Source: RefSeq, a predicted model, not a curated record
UUCCACUUUCAGCUACCAACUUCUUCUACUUAAUUACCAUUUUUCAGUUUCAAAGCAAGUAAUUCACGUUUUUGCUAGUUGUGCUCUUGUUUGUUUCAACCAGAGGAGUGAAUAUUGUAGCUGGAAAGUCUCAAGUUUCAGCUUUCAAAGAUGAAUCAUUUUCAGCAAGACAAACCAUCCUUCUUUGCUAUCAUCAAAGGCAAUAUCAACCAAAUGAAAGUUCCGCAGAAGAUUGUUGUGAAUUUAGGUGAAGAGUUGAGAAAAAAUGAAUCAAUUAUUCUGAUAGGCUCUUCUGGUGAGAAGUGGCAAGUGAGUAUUAUGAAGAAUGAAAACGACAUGUAUCUGCAAAACAUCGGUUGGGAGAAAUUUAUGAAAGACAACUCAGUGAAGAAUUACGAGGUCUUGUGUUUCACAUACAAUGGAGAGAACAGAUUCAAGGUGCAAAUUUUCGGUAAGAACGGAUUAGAGAGGCCAAGCUUCAAGAAAGCAGAAGUUACUGCAGAAGCUCCAACUACGGUGAAGAGAAAGAGGGGUAGAGCAGGCUUGAAGAAAGAAGAAGAAGUUGCUGCAGAAGAUCAAAGUGCGGUCAAGAAAAAGAGAGGUAGACCAAGCUUGAAGAAAGAAGAAAAAGUUGCUGCAGAAGCUACAAGUGUGGUCAAGAGAAAGAGAGGUAGACCGAGAAAAAAUCCGGCUGCUGAGACAGUAAGUGGCAACAAAGAAAAAGGAAAAGAGGAAGCUGCAGCAACACUAGUGGCUAAGAAAGAAAAAGAAAAAGAAGGUCAGGAAACAAUUGUAGCUAGGAGAAAAAUUGAUGAACCAGGAAAAAGUCUUGCUGCUAAGAGAGUAAGUGUUAAAAAUGAAAAAGAGGAAGCUGUUGAAAAAACAAUGGAGACUAAGAGAAACAAGGGAGGACCAAGAAAAAGUGCUCCUGCUCCUCCUCCUCCUCCUGCUGUUAUUAUUAUAAUAGACUGAUAAGAAAACAAGUAUUGUUAUAUGUAUGCGCAGAGAAACUGAUAUUAAUUAAGGCAAGUUUAACAACAAUAUUUCAUAUGCUGGAAUUAGUUAUUAGGAGGAUUUAUGUAACUGUUAUGAUUGGUAAUGUUUUAUAGUUGUUGCAUUGUUGGUGAAUGAAACUGAUAUGGUACU